AUGUCAAAAAAGAAACAGGUUAUGACAAGCUGGCGAUUUCGCUGGAGAUCGUGUAAAGGAAUUGCUCCCAAUCUCACUGGUAAUUUUACUGGAGAUCGCACUGACGGUCUUUUUAAAGGUCUCGCUGGAGGUCACGCUACAAAUCUUGCUGACAGUCUUGCUGGAGAUCACGCUGAUAGUUUUUCUAGAGGUCUCGCUGUCGGUCUCACUGGAGGUCGUUUUGCUGGGAGAUGUGCUAAUGGUAUGGCUGCCGGUCUCGCUGGUAAAUUUGCUAGCGAUCACAGUGACGGUUUCGCUCGAGAUCACGCUGACGGUCUUUCUGGAGGUCUCGCUAGAAAUCACGCUGAUGGUCUCGCUGACGGUUUCGCUGGAAGUAGUUUCGCUGGAGGUUUUGCUGAUGCUAUUGCUGCUGGUCUCGCUGAUAAUUUUGCUAACGAUUAUGGUGAUGGUAUGGCUGGAGGUCUCGCUGAAGAUCACGCUGACGAUCUUUCUGGAGGUCUCGCUGGAGAUCACGCUGACGAUCUUUCUGGAGGUCUCGCUGGAGAUCACGCUGACGAUCUUUCUGGAGGUCUCGCUGGAGAUCACGCUGACGAUCUUUCUGGAGGUCUCGCUGGAGAUCACGCUGACGAUCUUUCUGGAGGUCUCGCUGGAGAUCACGCUGACGAUCUUUCUGGAGGUCUCGCUGGAGAUCACGCUGACGAUCUUUCUGGAGGUCUCGCUGGAGAUCACGCUGACGAUCUUUCUGGAGGUCUCGCUGGAGAUCACGCUGACGAUCUUUCUGGAGGUCUCGCUGGAGAUCACGCUGACGAUUAUGGUGAUGGUAUGGCUGGAGGUCUCGCUGAAGAUCACGCUGACGAUCUUUCUGGAGGUCUCGCUGAUGAUUACGCUGACGGGUUUUCUGGGAGUCUCGCUGGAGAUCUAGCUCACGAUCUCGCUGGAGAUCACGCUGACGAUCUUUCUGGAGGUCUCGCUGGAGAUCACGCUGACGAUCUUUUUGGAGGUCUCGUUGGAGAUUACGCUGACGAUCUUUUUGGAGGUCUCGAUGGUGAUUACGCUGACGGUUUUUCUGGGAGUCUCGCUGCAGAUCAAGCUGACGAUCUCGCUGGAGAUCACGCUGAUGAUCUUUCUGGAAGUCUCGCUGGAGAUCACGCUGACGGUCUUUCUGGAAGUCUCGCCGGCCAUCAUGCUGAGGAUCUUUCUAGAGGUCUCGCUGGUGAUCACGCUGACGGUAUUGCUGGUAAUUUUUAUGAUUACUGUAAUAUGGUAAGCAAACUAACCCGCAGAAUGUUUAGCGAGAUGAACUGA
Messenger RNA from Cotesia congregata, 1305 nucleotides. Lineage: Eukaryota; Metazoa; Arthropoda; Insecta; Hymenoptera; Braconidae. The record is from the annotation of a GenBank genome assembly.